Messenger RNA from Struthio camelus australis, 885 nucleotides. RefSeq names its product Fas ligand (gene FASLG). Gene Ontology annotation, molecular function: tumor necrosis factor receptor binding. Gene Ontology annotation, cellular component: membrane. Gene Ontology annotation, biological process: immune response; positive regulation of canonical NF-kappaB signal transduction; extrinsic apoptotic signaling pathway via death domain receptors. The record is from RefSeq and is a predicted model, not a curated record. Lineage: Eukaryota; Metazoa; Chordata; Aves; Struthioniformes; Struthionidae.
AUGAAGGCGUAUAAAGGCAGAGGUGGGUCUUCCCCCAGGACUCAGUCUGGGUCAGCCCUGGCAGCUUUUGGCUGCCACAUGGAAGAUCACGCACAGCACGUCCAGCCCAUCCCUCUCCCAGCCAUGCAGCAGAACCUGAACUACCUGUACCCUCAGAUCUUCUGGGUGGAUGGCUGUACCAAUCCCAGCACUUCCUGUCCUCCAACACCCCCCGUUGCCCCCUUCCCACCACCAGUACCUGAUCGGAGGACAAAGCCAAGGGGCAAUAGGGAAGGGAAGAACGUCGGCUUCCUGGUGGUCUCCUUGCUGAUCCUGCUGUCUCUCACUGGAGUUGGACUGAGCAUGUUUCAGAUUUUUCGCCUGGAGAAGGAACUGGCUGAACUCAGAGAGUCUGCCAGCACUGAACGCAUCCCUCCAGCUCUGGAAAAGCUCAUAGGGGAGAAGAGCGCGUCAGCGAAAAAGGAAGAGAGGAAGGCAGCACACUUAACAGGGAACCCGACGCAGCAGGACCUCCCUUUGGAGUGGGAACCGAUCUCUGGGCAUGCCUUCACCGCCGGCAUUCAGUACCGCAAUCGGGGCUUGGUGAUCAAUGAAACUGGCCUCUACUUCGUAUACUCCAACGUCCUCUCCCGAGAAAGCACCUGCAACAGCCAGGUGUUAACCCACAUUGUCUACAAGAAAAACCCAACCUCCCCGGGCAGCCAGGUGUUGAUGGAGGACAAAAAGAUCAAUUACUGCGCAAAUCAGAAGAUGUGGGCCCGGAAAAGCUACCUGGGGGCUCUGUUCAAGCUCAGAGAAAUGGACAGUCUGCACGUCAAUGUUUCCAAAAUCACUCUGGUUAAUUUUGAGGAAUCCAAGACAUUUUUUGGCUUAUUUAAGCUCUAA